Molecule: messenger RNA, 2986 nt
Organism: Ruditapes philippinarum (Manila clam)
Lineage: Eukaryota; Metazoa; Mollusca; Bivalvia; Venerida; Veneridae
Product: long-chain fatty acid transport protein 4-like
Exons: 5
Molecular function (GO): long-chain fatty acid-CoA ligase activity; long-chain fatty acid transmembrane transporter activity
Source: RefSeq, a predicted model, not a curated record
UAUCUGUAUUGGUUUUGUUUAUCUUUCAGUCAAUUUCACCAAUCACAUUGGAGCGUGCGGUUUCACCUCUAUGAUAGCUCCGUUUAUGUACCCUGUGACCCUGAUUAAAGUAGACGAAGAUAAUAACAUUAUGAGAGACAGGAACGGUGUUUGUGUAAAAGCUAAGCCAGGAGAGCCUGGAGAACUGGUAGGAAGAAUUGUUGUUGGAGAUCCACUCAGACAAUUUGAUGGCUAUGUUUGUAAGAAAGCUAGCGACAAAAAGAUUGCGUCUGAUGUGUUUAGAAAAGGUGACAUGGCGUUCUUAACAGGUGAUGUUCUAGUCAUGGACGAAUACGGUUACAUGCAUUUUAGAGAUCGUACUGGAGAUACCUUCAGAUGGCGCGGAGAAAAUGUAUCCACGUUUGAAGUGGAGACAACAAUUAGUAAAAUAAUCAAACUUAAUGACGCUGUAGUGUAUGGUGUUGAGGUCCCAGGGUCUGAAGGACGUGCUGGUAUGGCAGCAAUUGUUGAUCCAAAUGAUCAGAUAAAUCUGAUGGAACUGUGUAUGGCGUUGCAGAAAUCUUUGCCGUCAUAUUCGAGACCUUUGUUUAUACGUCUAAUGAGACAAGCUGCUGAUACUACAGGUACCCACAAGUUAAAGAAGACUACUCUACAAGCAGAGGGGUUUAAUCCAACUAUAGUAAAAGACAGGUUGUUUUAUAUGAACAAUAAAACUGGACAGUACGAAUCUCUGACGCAGCAAGUGUUUACUGAUAUAACUAACCAGAAAAUUAGACUAUGAUAUAAAUAUGACACAAAGAAGUAUAUAUUAAAAUGUGCGGAUAAUCUAAUUCUGAUCGUUAAUUCAAUUUGGAUAAUUUUACAUGUAUACUGAUUGUUAUGAUUCAGGGACUAAAAAAAAUCUACAAAUCUUGACUGGUUUUACAAAGGAUCGAAAUUAGGAUCAUUAUUAGGAUUGACAUUGGGAUCAAAAAUUAGUCUCAUUAUUGGGAUUGAAAUUGGGAUCAAAAAUAAGGGUAAAAAUAAAUCCAUUGUUAAUAUUGAUGGGUUAAUGAAAAGUUAGUGUGAAAUUAGAUGGUGACAUGUUUCCAUAAUUCUUCAUUAUUUUUCAAGAAGGUUGUUUUAAGAAGUUCAUGUUUAUUAGUCCCCUACUGGUUUAACCAGAGGUGACUUUAGGUUUACCUAUUGAGAGCUGUCCUUCUCACCAAGCGUUGGUGACCUCAACAAGCAAGUUUCUAUGCUUUUUAACUAUAAGUUUUUUAUUUUUUAAGGAUCCUGUAACUCAAUUUUCAUGAUUUUAUAUCAUAAAUAUAAUGCUCAAAUGCAGAUUUAUCAAUAUUGUAAGUUCCAAAAGCAUUAUUUGUAAAGAUAUUACUGAAUUUACAUUUCAUGUUAAGAAAGGGUGGUAAUUAGAAUUUUUUUUUCUAGUCAAAUUUUUCAAUAAAAAAUGAAUGCAUGUAUUUAAAUGAUUACUUAUAAAGUGUACAAAUAUUUGCAGUACAUGUUUUACAUAUUCUUCGAUGUUUGAAAAUUGUUUUAGAAGCAUAAUUAUAUACAUAUAUAAAAUUUCAUUUAAGUGUGAUAACCUUAAUUACAACAUGACAGGAUCUGUAAGGUAUUUACUUCAAACUUCAAAUAUAUGUUUCUGAUCAUCAAUCACAUCAUAUGUGACAAGGUUUACAACUGUAGCACAAAAAUAUCAGAAUUACACCCCUGGAACUUAUAAUUUUCAUUAAAAAAAGUGUGUUUUUUUUAUAACUUCUUUUUUUCUUAAUGUAUCUAUUUAGAACUCCAAUACAUGUUUCUUAUUAUCAAUCAAGUCUGAGAAGCUUUAAUACUUUGACUUGACUAUUUUCAGAAUUAUGUCUCCUUUGAAAAUGAUUUUUUUUUCUAGAAAUAAUUAUUUUUCCAUGAUUAUUGUCAAUUUGAACUUGUAAUUUAUUUGAAAAUUGUUGUUCUUUUGUUUCAUUUUCUUCUUUGUUACUAUAAUUGAUAUAUUUGAAAAUUGUUAUUUUUUUCAGUUUUCUUAUUUGUGACUGUAAAUGGUAUCUUCUUUAAACUAUAGAUAUUUUUUCUUUGUUACACUCACAUCAUGUAUGACAAUGUUCAUAAGUCUAGCAUAUUUAUUUCAAGAAUUAUCUCAUCUUUAGUUUAAGAAUUUUGCUUUUAAAAAUGUUAUAUUCUUGUAACAAGCAGGGAUUUUUAAAAAAUAAUAUAUCCCAAACUGUGAUUUUAGCGUUCAAUAAAGUCACUGAAUUAUAUCAUGAGGGCGUAACUAAGGUGAUAUAAUGAUGUGCAUCAGAACAACAAACAGUGAUGUUAUUAAAAUCACCGAUUUAGAUAUAUUAUUUGGAUUCUAACAUGACAUCAACAAUUAAAUGCUGCCAUACUUGAUAUUAAGCAAAAUUGCGCCUGAUUUGUUUCCAUACUUUUUUCAGCGCGACGGUUUUUAGUGGUUACAUCAAAUGUACAUGUAUAAUGAUUACGUCACAUGUCUAAAUAUAGAAAGUCAGCUUUAAUAUUUUUGCAUAAUAAUACACUUUCGGUUCUUCUAUGUUCAAUUGGGAAAAAUGCGGGUCGUGUUAGAAUUUAAGAUGUACCCUCAAGAGUGUCUGUCAAACCAUUUGUUCCUUAAAACUCUUUCCUGAAUUCACUUUUAAAGAACUUGGAACUUUUCCAACAAAUUUACUUAAAAUAGAGAGAAAUUGAAAUAUUAGUUAUAUUCAUUCCAAGAAAAUUGGAUCUUUUUAAUAUCUGUUGUAUAAACAUAAUUUCCUUACUAAGCAGGGAAACUUAACACAUUUCUAUAGAACAGACAAACUUAGAACUCAAAAGAUUUAAGAUCAUGCAUGUCAUUCAUUCAUUCCUUCAGUGGCAUAAUUGAGUUGCCAGUGGCCCUUCAGUAUGUUACUGGGGUUCUGAGAGGUAGGGGACUAAUGUAUUGCUUGCAAUACUGUGAUAAUUGCUUGAAAUAAUACUGAUCUAA